This is a messenger RNA of Porites evermanni, 1443 nucleotides long. NCBI's taxonomy places the organism in Eukaryota, Metazoa, Cnidaria, Anthozoa, Scleractinia, Poritidae. The record is from the annotation of a GenBank genome assembly.
AUGCACGCCAUAUCUGCUGCAGCUGUUUCAUCCCGUGCAGGUGAUGGAUAUGAUAUAGGCGAUCGCUACCUAACCAGAGGGGAUAACUUAGAAUAUCGCACGCAGACAUUCGCGACAGCGGAUUCGGGCAUUAGAAUACGUAUCAAUGUCAGGGGAAUGGUGUUCGAGACUUACGAACAAACUCUGGCCCAGUACCCCGAAACACUGCUCGGCUCACCAAGCAAGCGCGUGGAAUAUUACAACCCUUUGAGUAAAGAAUACUGCUUCGAUCGAGAUAAAUCGGUAUUUGACUCAAUAUUAUUCUUUUAUCAAUCUUGCGGGAUCUUAUCGUGUCCGGAACACGUCCCUCGGGAGAGCUUCUUUGAAGAAGUCAAAUUUUUCCAGUUACAUGAGGUUGACAAGCGUUACAAACAGGAAAUUGAGCCGGAAGAGGAGGUUGAGGUACCAAAAGAACUACCUACUCAUCCGCUUCAACGCAAAAUUUGGAAGCUCUUCGAGUAUCCUGAUUCGUCGAUCUUUGCCGAUUUGCUGGCGAAAUUUUCCCUUCUUGUUAUAAUCAUGUCGACUGUAACAUUUUGCAUUGAGACAUUUCCGUCGCUACGCCCACGGGAAGUUUGUCGGAACGUCACUACAAGAGCUGUAAAUGGUCGUGUCUCAAAUAACACGACCCUUUUUUCUUCACACGAUUCACAAGUCGUUUCUGUGGAAACGCAUUGCACUCUGCACGGCGAAUACUGGCAGACAAUAGAAGCAGCUUACGUCGCGUGGUUCACGUUUGAGUAUCUCAUGCGAGUGAUAUCUGCUCCGAACAAAAUGAAAUUUAUCAGGUCGCCCUUAGGUCUUGUUGAUUUUUUAGCUAUUUUACCUUACUACAUCACGCUUAUUUUUAGGGACGAUGGAACCUUAUUGACGUCAUUUCCGGUUCUGAGAAUAGUCCGGUUGGUACGAGUUUUACGGGUUUUGAAACUUUCUCGCUACAGCAAGGGCUUAAAGGUGCUGGCUCAAACGCUACUUAUAAGUGGAAAAGACCUUCCUUCUCUAUUUGCUGUUCUAAUAAUCAACAUAGUGCUUUUUUCCAGUGUGAUAUUUUACGUAGAAAAUGACGUCAAGGAUAAUGAUUUUGAAAGUAUCCCAGACGCCUUUUGGUGGGCGAUCGUGACCAUGACCGCGGUGGGUUAUGGAGACAAAGUGCCGAAAGGCGCGUUGGGUAAACUUAUCGGCGCUGUGUGCGCCAUUUCAGGAAUCGUGGUCCUUUUCUGCUUUCCAACGCCUGUUUUGCUCUCCCAUUUCGAGGACAUGUACAAAACCAAAGGAGAUACAGGGAAUAAAAAGGAAGGAAAACAAAAACAAAAAGAAGUCAGGGAACAGACCGAAGGCGUCGAAAAGAAGCAAACAGAGGUUCAGAUGGUCGGAAAAAGAGAGCGUGUUGAGAUAUAUGUUUAG